Nycticebus coucang (slow loris) is the source of this 3983-nucleotide messenger RNA. It is a transcript of the gene ITPRIP, whose product is annotated as inositol 1,4,5-trisphosphate receptor interacting protein. NCBI's taxonomy places the organism in Eukaryota, Metazoa, Chordata, Mammalia, Primates, Lorisidae. The transcript is spliced from 2 exons. Gene Ontology annotation, molecular function: protein kinase inhibitor activity. Gene Ontology annotation, cellular component: membrane. The coding region runs from base 207 to 1865 and encodes 552 amino acids. The record is from RefSeq and is a predicted model, not a curated record.
CGAUAGAGUUCUGUCUACUGAGGCCAGACGGAGGAAGCCGGCCGUGGUGUCGCCUCACACAUCCCUGAACUGCCUGGUAACACGCGGCAGCUGCCUGCAAGCAGCGGGGACUGGGCCCCGGGCCCCGGACAGCGCGCAGAGCCUAGGCUCGCGCGGUCCUCCGCGGCAGGGAACCAGUACCAAGGCCAAAAACGAAAGCUCUGGCCAUGGCCAUGGGGCUCUUCCGGGUGUGUCUGGUGGUGGUGACCGCCAUCAUCAACCACCCGCUGCUGUUCCCACGGGAGAACGCCACAGUACCAGAGAACGAGGAAGAGAUAAUCCGCAAGAUGCAGGAGCACCAGGAGAAGCUGCAGCUGGAGCAGCUGCGCCUGGAGGAGGAGGUAGCCCGGCUGGCGGCUGAGAAGGAGGCCCUGGAGCGGGUGGCGGAGGAGGGCAAGCAGCAGAAUGAGGCGCGUGCGGCCUGGGACCUCUGGAGCACCCUCUGCAUGAUCCUCUUCCUGAUAAUUGAGGUAUGGCGGCAGGACCACCAGGACGGGCUCUCGCCCGAGUGCCCGGGCGGGGAUGAGGACGAGCUGCCUGGGCUGAGCAGCUCUCCACUGAGGGGCCUCACCCUGCCGGACAAGGCCACGCUCAGCCACUUCUAUGAGCGCUGCAUCCGGGGGGCCACGGCAGACACUGCCCGCACCCGGGAAUUCGUGGAAGGUUUCGUGGAUGACUUGCUGGAAGCCCUGAGGAGCCUCUGCAACCGGGACACAGACAUGGAGGUGGAGGACUUCAUUGGGGUGGACAGCAUGUAUGAGAACUGGCAGGUGGACAGGCCGCUGCUGUGUGACCUCUUUGUGCCCUUCACGCCCCCAGAGCCCUACCGCUUCCACCCGGAGCUCUGGUGCUCCAGCCGCUCUGUGCCUCUGCAUCGUCAGGGAUACGGCAAGAUAAAGGUGGUUCAGGCGGACGCUGAUGCGCUGAGCUGUGUCUGCGGCAAGACCAAGCUGGGGGAAGACAUGCUCUGUCUCCUCCACAGCAAGAACAACACGGUGCAGCCCAGUGGCAAGAUGGAAGAUCUGCUGUGCGCCAGAGAUUCCCAGCACCUGGACACCAUGCAAGUCAUGAAGUGGUUCCAGAUAGCCCUCACCAGGGCCUGGCACCGCAUCGCCCACAAGUAUGACUUCGACCUGACCUUUGGUCAGCUGGACAGCCCAGGGUCCCUCAAGAUCAAGUUCCGCUCAGGGAAGUUCAUGCCCUUCAACCUGAUUCCUGUGAUCCAGUGUGAUGACUCAGACCUGUACUUUGUCUCCCAUCUUCCCAGGGAGCCCUCCUGGGACACCCUGGAUUCCAGCACGGACUGGGUUUUGUCCUUUGCAGUGUAUGAGAGACACUUCCUCCGAGUGACCUUAAAGGCACUGCCCGAGGGCUCCUGCCACCUCAGCUGCUUGCAGAUUGCCUCCUUCCUGCUCUCCAAGCAGAGCCGCCUGACAGGCCCCAGCGGACUCAGCACCUACCACCUGAAGACCGCCCUGCUGCACCUCCUGCUCCUGAGGAGAGCCACCGACUGGAAGGCUGGGCAGCUCAACGCUCGUCUGCACGAUCUGCUCUGCUUCCUAGAGAAAAGUCUGCUUGAGAAAAAGCUCCAUCACUUCUUCAUUGGUAACCGCAAGGUGCCAGAGGUCAUGGGACUCCCUGAGGCUGUGCGCAGAGCUGAGCCUCUCAACCUUUUCCGGCCCUUUGUCCUGCAUCGAAGUCUCUACCGUAAGACAGUGGACUCCUUCUAUGAGAUGCUUAAGAAUGCGCCGGCACUUGUCAGCGAGUAUUCCCUUCAUGUCCCCACUGACCAUGCCAGUCUGCCCCAGAAAUCUGUCAUCUUGUAGAGCUUGUGGGACCAGGAUAUCAGGACGAUGGUAUCUCCCAUGUUCACACCCUGGGGGCAUCUGCAAGCCCUGUCCUGGGAACAAGGCAGGCUUUGGUGAGAGCCACUGCCGGGAAGCCAGGCCCUACAGAGCAGAGGAAAUAAUGCAAUUGGAAGCUGGUUUGCUCUCAUGUCAUUGGGACCUGUUGGGAAAGCUCUUGUUUGGAUUUAGGGACUUUUCUUUUCCAGUUUACUUCUGGAUCACCACGAAUGGGCAAGAUGAUGACAGAACACUGUGGACACUGAGUUAGCAACAAUUCAACAAUUGGUUUGGGUGUGAUUCAUUUUCCAUCUAGGGUCCAGUCUGUACUUGUAUCAAUAGCAGGGGAUCUACAAGAAUGCUGACAAGGACCUGUUCCAGCAUCUCUAAUCCCAGGAAUCCUUGGCCCCAGCCAUCUGCAGCUAAAGUACUAACAGGGAAUCUUUGAUCCACAUCCUGCACAACAGUAGGGGUCCCACUGUGGCUGCCACUGUUUUAUACUCUUUAAAGAAAAGACCUGAUGGAGAUUUGAGGCCCCAAGUGACGAAUGUCUGUCAUGGGAAUGGGUACUUGGUGGCAGAGAGAAGCUUGAAAUUGGCUACACUUCUCACUCAGGUGCACACCUUUCCACCCUGCAUACUGUGUCCCAAGCACCAUGAGUGUCAUUUACCAUGCUGGGUGCCAGCUCAGCAGCCCCUCACCUCUCUUUAUUCCCCUUACAGAGUGGUAGGGGGAGGGCAGAUGCUGAUGGUGGAAGCUGAUCUAGAGAUAAAGAUGCACACACAGGGUGGCUGGGGAAGAUGACAGAGCCUGGGCCUGGGUGCCAGGGUCUGUCUGGCAGUCUGGCCCAGUUCAGAGAAGUUUCAGAGCCCAGGGGCAAGGGACGCUGUACCCGUGGGUUGUCUCAGGGUCCCAAUCCUAGGGCGGGGUGUGCUUGGAAGCAAGAGCUACUGUAGAACCCAGCUCCAGUCUGCAAGCCCCAUCCCCCGACCCCUAGUUCCUCACUGCAGCAGGGAUUCCUCAGUGCCCAGAAUGCACCCUUACUACAUAAGCAUGGCUGAACAUGGAGAUGAUCCAGACCCAUAGAGCCUGGUGGAGACUCAGUGGACUGAGGACCCACAGUGACAGCACUAUGGGCACAACCACCAGGCCUCAGAGAGGCCACCUUGGCACGGCUAGGGACUAUGGUCACUGGUGAUCUCCAGAGCCUGCAUUGGAGCUGGGCUGUGUCCCUAGAUCUGGUUCAAAAGGAUCAAGAAGGCUCUUCACUUAAAGCUUCACUGGCCCUUUGAGAUUUCCUCCCUCAACAUUACCCCUUGCAGGGGUCCCAAGGAGAAAUGAAGAGAAUGGAGACUGUGUGGGUGUCUCCCUCCAGCUAAGCCUCCUCCUCCUCCAGGGGCAGCUGCAGCUCCAGCUCCAGGGUUUAAGCCAGCCAUGCCUCCCAGACAACACAACCAACUCAACAAAAAGGCGCUCCUUUCUCCUACCUCCAGGAGCUCUCUCACCUAGCCUCGUAAAGCUCAGGAAGAUGGACUUUUUGCCUGCUAGGGUUAAUCUAUGGUGGGGAGGCUCAGCUGUGAUCAGGGCAACAGAACCAGUAGGAAGCCUCCUUGUAUAAGCCAGAGUUAGACUGAGUUCAGGCUUGGGUCCGCCCCCUCCCCAGCCUCCCGACAGCCAGCCCGAUGCCCCGGGACAUAAACCUGCUCAAGUGUGUCUAUAACAACAACCCGAGCACCGCCACCCCCAUUCCAAUGAAUGCAUUUCCAGAAUCAGAGUGAAUUUCCUUAUUUAUUAUCGUCCUUGCUUUUCUCCACUUCAUCCUGAUCCCUUAAGCUUUGAAGAGACUCCAGCAACCAAAAAAUAUCCUCCAGAAGCCACUACCAAGCCUGGAUCUCCCUCAUCUUCCCCUUUGCAUCUGAGAGAAAGUUCACUGAAGAAAUACCCUCUGGCUUCUUGUUUAUACAGAGACUAUAGAACACAGUGGGGAAACAGGAACCUUUUGUGCACCAAAGCUGCUUCUGAAGCAGAAAGCAGUGGGGCUCUUGGUUUUUCAUGCUGCCUUAUUUAUAUUAAAGGAAGAAUUACAUUUUGCAAGAAGUA